Molecule: messenger RNA, 1992 nt
Organism: Cladophialophora bantiana CBS 173.52
Lineage: Eukaryota; Fungi; Ascomycota; Eurotiomycetes; Chaetothyriales; Herpotrichiellaceae
Exons: 2
Coding region: 1-1992 (663 amino acids)
Biological process (GO): sucrose catabolic process
Molecular function (GO): sucrose alpha-glucosidase activity
Source: RefSeq, a predicted model, not a curated record
AUGGCUACGACGCAUCAACAAGGCUUUACCAUUUGUUCUUCCAGUGGAACCCUUGUCGAAAUGAAUCUGGAUCAGUUGUUUGGGGAUCAAUGUGUUGGGGGCAUGCUAUCUCAAAGGAUAUGGUGCACUGGAAUGUAUCUCAAGCACCGGCAAUCCAACCAGGAGUCACUGCUGAAGAAUGGUUGCUUGAUUCCCACCAACUCGGAUGGCAAAGCUGGAGCUAGACCACUGACCGUGUUCUAUACGGGAGUGAGUCGAUUGCCGCUGCACUACACUCUGCCUUAUAUCCGACAGACAGAGACGCUGGCCGCUGCGCAAUCAUUAGACGGCGGUCAAACAUGGACAAAGGUCACAAAGAACCCGAUCCUCCUAGAGCCCCCCGCCGCCCUUGACGUGACGGGUUGGCGCGAUCCGUUCAUUGCAACCUGGCCUGCGAUGGCCAAAUUACUUGGCCAUGGCAAAAGCCAGUUCUACGGUAUGAUCUCUGGAGGCAUUCGGGAUCGCUCACCCACAGCAUUCUUGUACGCAAUCAAUCCAUCGAACCCGGCAGAAUGGACAUUCCUCAGUUGCCUGGUCGAGGUUGGAUUGAGCCAUUCCACAUCCCGCUGGAGUGGUGAUAUGGGUAUAAACUGGGAGUGCGCGUGUUUCAUGACCCUCCAAGACGGGCACGACGGUGAAAGCAGGCACUUCGUCAUCGCGGGCUGUGAGGGCUCAAAGGCAGGUUCUACGCACUGUGAAGAGUCAUCGUUCACACAAUAUCCGCAAAGUCCCACGAAAUUUCCCCGUCCAGAAAGGUCCUUGCAGUGGAUGUGCGGAGCCCUUCAAACUACAACCGCGACCACCCCAGAUACUGGCCAUCGAUCAACAAUUCCGAAAAUGCACUACAAAUUUGGAGGCCGCUUCGACUAUGGCCUUCUUUACGCCGCCACCACCUUUCAUGAACCCCUCAGCGACAAACAGAUUGUAUGGGCAUGGGUCACCGAGGAAGACUUGCCGCAACACCUGGUUGAUGAACAGGGGUGGAGUGGGAUGAUAUCCCUGCCUAGAGAAGUUGGUCUUCUCACCGUUCGCGGUGUCACAGGGGUCUUGAGAAGUCGGUUGCAAGAUAUCACAUCGAUGGAGUUCGAGCCGGAAGAAGAGUCAGGAAAGAGGGAGCAACAAACAUUUAGGAUCCGCACAUUGGGCAUCUCUCCCGCCCCGUUCCUUCAAUCUCUCCGCAACAGCGCGAGGGAAAUCCGCCUGGCGGGUCACUCACUGCACCUCACGUCUGAAGGCGACAUGUUCAUGGACCUCCAAACGAACCGUUUCGAACUUGUCUCCAAAUUCUCACUAUCCCAUGCAUGCAAGAGGAUUGGGCUGAGCAUAUUCCACGACGGCGGCCAUGCACAACGAAUGCAACAGAAUGAAAUAUCCCCUCUACCAAGCUCCGAGCCGGCCACGAGGACGACGAUCUUGUUCAUACCCGAGAGCGAAACUAUUCGAAUCGAUCGAUCUGUCAGAGAUCUCACCGACAUCAUCCACGACGAUGGGAUAAACACGACCCCCGAGACUGCACCGUUUACUUUAUUCACAUUCCUCCCUGUUGGCGAGGACGGUGACGGUCACCUCGAGCCAGAGAAAGAGACAGAGACAGAGCCAAAGAUUGAGGACUUGGAACUGCACGUCUUCUUCGACGAGUCCGUGCUCGAGGUCUUUGUCAACUCGCGGUGCGCGAUCGCGACGAGAGUCUAUCCGUCGGGGAAGAGGUGUUUGGGCGUGCGGUUCUGGGCAGAGGACGCAGAAGACGAGGGCCAAGAGAGGAAAAGUUCUCAGAUGGCGGAAGAGAUAGAGAGCAGGGGCACCAGCUGUACGACGCAGCUGCGAUGGGAACAAGGAAGCGCGGCUCCCGAAGGGGAAAGCGCGAAAUCGCACAGAAGAUCUGGCAAGAGGGCGUCGUCGUCAAGGUCUAGGCUCUUGCACGCGGUGGCAUGGGACGGCUUGCGAGCUAGAUAG